AUGGACACUCAUCCGUAUACCUGCAACACUUGUCAGGUCGCAUUCCGUAGCAGCGAUGCACAGAGAGGACACAUGCGAAGUGACUGGCACCGAUACAACUUAAAACGUCGAGUUGCAACCCUGCCUCCCAUAUCGUCCGAGGUGUUCACCGAUAAGGUACUGAACGCGCAGGCAUCCAACUCCGCAGCGGCCGCCAAAGCCACCUUCGAAAAGUCAUGUGUCGCGUGUCAGAAGACGUACUAUAGCGAGAACGCCUUUCAGAACCACAUCGGGAGCCAGAAGCAUAGGCAGAGAGAGGCCGCCUGGCGGAAAGAUGGAGGCAAAGACGAAACCGCGUCGAUAAUGAGUGGCACAUUUUCGAUGGGCGAACCGAUAAACGGACCGUCUGCUGAUGCAGCGCAGGAUGAUGCGGAGCCCGGAGAGCAGGAAUUUUCAGACAUUAUCAGCGGAAUCAAAGGUACAAAGAUUGAUGCCCAUGAUCCGCUUCCUAUCCGGCCUCGCCGCCCCAGCCAUGGCACAGAGAAGGAGCCGGUGGAUUCGACCGGCGAAGGGAAGAAUGAGGAUGAGGUCGAAAUUCCGCUCACCCAGUGCCUGUUCUGCAACUACAACUCGCCAAACAUCAAACUCAAUGUGCUGCACAUGGGUAAAUUCCAUGGAAUGUUUGUCCCAGAGCAAGAAUAUCUCACCGACGGAGAGGGGCUUCUGGAAUACCUACAGGCAAAGAUCUACAAGAACAGCGAAUGUCUCUACUGCCAUAAAUUGAAGGCGACUCCAGAGGCUGUCCAGACGCACAUGAAGGAUAAGGGCCAUUGUAUGAUCGCAUUCGAGACUGAGGAUGAGCAGAUCGAGAUUGGCCAGUUCUAUGACUUCACAAGCACCUACUCUGACGACGAGGAUGAGGACGACGAAGAGAAGGGCGCACAGGGAGAUGGCUGGGAGACGGACACCUCGGUCUCGUCGCUCGACUCCGAUGAGAUAGGUGCCGAGCCCAUCGAUGAUCGAUCACAUCAAUACUCUAAACUUUCCAGGCACGGCCACCACUCAAACACCGACCCCCGUCGACAUCGCAAUGCAGACGGCUUUCACUCCCAUGCUCACAGCCACGGCCACGCUGCAUUCGUACAUGACGGUGAACUCCAUCUACCAACCGGCCGCACGGCCGGUCACCGUUCAAUGGCCAAGUACUUCCGUCAGAACCUGCAUAACUACCCCACCCCCGAAGAACGUCUUACGCGGCAGCGUAUGAUUGAGGAGGCAGGUUCUAACGCUGAAGGCGAGACAGGCGAACAGGCGGGCGAUGCGAAUAAGAACCGCGCCCUGAUGUCGAGGGCUAACGGUGGGAUGGGCAUGAUCGGGGCGUCGGACAGUCAGAAGAAAGAAGUACGCGGAGCCGAGGUGAGGGAGCGCAGAAGGGCAGAAAGAUCGCAGCGGCUAUAUGAAUGGCGAGUCAACAAGGGAGGCAACAGCCAGAAACAUUUCAGGGAUCCUCUUCUCCAGUAA
Messenger RNA from Arthroderma uncinatum, 1500 nucleotides. RefSeq names its product pre-60S factor REI1. Lineage: Eukaryota; Fungi; Ascomycota; Eurotiomycetes; Onygenales; Arthrodermataceae. Gene Ontology annotation, molecular function: zinc ion binding; nucleic acid binding. The transcript is spliced from 3 exons. The record is from RefSeq and is a predicted model, not a curated record. Gene Ontology annotation, cellular component: preribosome, large subunit precursor. Gene Ontology annotation, biological process: ribosomal large subunit biogenesis. The coding region runs from base 1 to 1500 and encodes 499 amino acids.